AUGAUUUUUUUAAAAAAAAGUCAUAGUUUUAAAUAAAAAAAUUAAAAUGAUAAUUUUAAUUAUAAUAAAUGUAAAUUUCAUUGUUAAAUAAAAAGAUAUAAAACUUUUACAAGUAAAAACUUUCAUGCAUAUAUAUACGAAAACAAGUUAAUUUUAUCAAUAAACGCAUACGACAAAAUUCCUUAUAAAAUAAUAGAAAUAAAAAGUGAUGAAUAUAUUUAAUGGAAAAUAAAAAAAAAUUAAAAAACAUUAUAAACAGAAUACUUAGGGUUUAAAAUUAUAAAAAAAAUACCAAUAAAUGAUUAUAUGAUAGAAAAAAAAGAAUAUUAAUUUUAUGCAAAUAACAUUAUUAUUAGAAAAAUAAAAGAACAUUUAUGCAAAUAUGUUUGGUAAAGAAAAUUUAAUGAUGAAUUUGAAAUAAAGUAAAAAAUAGGAUAAGGAAAUUAUGGUUUUUUUAAUUUUACAUAUAGAAACAUAAUAAUAUUAUGCAGUUAAAUGCUAUAAUAAAUAAUAAUUACUCUAAACUAAAAAUCCAUAUGUAUAAAUUUUUACUUUUUUUUUAAUUAAUUUAUUUAUAAUAUUAAAUAGAUUUAAUUAUAAGCUUUAUAGAAAGAAAUUUAAAUAAUGAGAAUUUUAGAUAAUCAUCCACAUAUAAUUUAACUUUAAGGCAUAUAUGAUUCUGAUUAAUAUUUUUAUUUAGUAAUGGAUUUUAUAUAAGGCAAUUCUUUACUUACUGAAAUCAAGAAAAAUAGAGUUAUUUUUACUUAAGAUAAAAUAAAAGAUUUUUUAAAAUAAUUAAUUAGUGUGCUUUAAUAUUAAAAAAAAUAUUCAAUAAUGCAUAGAGAUCUUAAACCGGAAAAUAUAAUGUUUUAAAGUAAAGAAAUUCUUGAUAAUUUAGUUGUUGUUGACUAUGGAUUAGCUGAGUUUGAAUAUUCUAAUCCUUUUUUAUUUACUAAAUGUGGUACACCAGGUUAUUGUGCACCUGAAUGUAUAAAUGAUUAAAAAACUGAAUAAAAAACUAAUUGUGAUGUAUUUAGUUUAGGAGUGAUAUUUCAUUUAUUGUAAAAAUUAAUAUUUUUUUUUAUUUAAAAAAAUAAUAUCAUUUUCUUUUUUUUUUUUAUAAAAAAAAGACUUUUUAAUAAAUCAUUGUUUUAUGGAAAAAAUUUAAAUGAAGUUUUAAAUUUAAAUAAAAGAUGUGAAAUUUAAUUAGAUUUUUAAGAAGUUUAUAAUAAUGGAAAUAAAUAAAGUUUAGAUUUAUUAAAUAAAAUGCUUUAGAAAAAUCCAAAUGAUCGCAUUUUAAUAGAAGAUAUAUUAAAUCAUGAAUAUUUUUAAGAAAAAAGCGAGUAAAAUGAGUCAAAUAGUCUAGCUUAAAAUUAAUAAAAUUCACUUAUAUUGAAUACUUAGGAAGAAUUCGCGUCUUUUUAUAUAAGUGAGUCUAAUUUAUAAAAAAAUAUGGAAGAAAAUAAAAAUAUAAUUACAAAUAAAGAUUUUGGAAAGGAAAAUUUAAAUGAGAAAAAUAAUAAAUUGUCUAUAUGUUUUAUUAAUUAGAAUAAUGAUAUCAAUAAUAAUAAUAAUAAUAAAAAGGAUAUUAGCGAUAAUAAAUUAAAUAAAUUGAGGCCAAUAAAAGAAGAGGAUGAUUAAGGUAUUUAAUAAUAAAAUAACCAUAAUGAAUUCUAGUUUAAUUUUGUAGAUGACGAUUAUAUUCAAGAUUUAUAAUUAGAUAAUAACUAAUAAUAAUUUGAAUUUGAAUAAAAGGAAGAUUAAUUAUUAGAAUAAGAAUAAUAAGAAGGAGAAUAAUAAUGA
Molecule: messenger RNA, 1803 nt
Organism: Ichthyophthirius multifiliis
Lineage: Eukaryota; Ciliophora; Oligohymenophorea; Hymenostomatida
Product: protein kinase domain protein
Exons: 2
Biological process (GO): protein phosphorylation
Molecular function (GO): protein kinase activity; ATP binding
Source: RefSeq, a predicted model, not a curated record